ACGUAGGGUCCGUUUUCUCCGCCGCAGAUUCAUUUGAAACUGUCAGACAGACGCUGGGAGCUGUUCCGGGAGCGUGUGAGCGGGAACCACCGGGCCGAACGGACAGGAACCCGGGCUUCAGAACCGACUGACACGGAACCAGAACAGGCGUUAAGGUUCCAUAACCGGUAGAAGCGCGUGAAAGAUGCUGAAGGCGGGAACAGGGAGACCAGUGGCUGUUCAGUUCGGUGUUGACAAGCAGCUAAUCAAUAAUUAAUUUGGAUUAAUAAUCACAGGAGUCGCGUUUAAACGGCGCGUGAGACCGAUUAGAUCUGCGGGAGGUCUGCGGGGUGUUAACUCCGUUUUUUCUGCCUGAACGCAUCUUGGAUCGGAGCCGAAAUCCCAAAGAAACUGGAGCCGCGGUCAGAUCUCCUCACAUCAGGCCCGGUCCAGACACAGAGAUGACCCUGGUUCUGUCUAUGAAUCCUUUCCUGGACUCGGAGGGAGAAGCCCCUCUCUCUGGUUUUCCCCCCAUCUGGGAAUCGGAGCACAGCACCAAGACCCGCCUGUCUAAGUCCGACCCGGCAUGUGGUUCUGAACCACCAUUUACCCCAGAACCUUCCUGUAGACGGGUUCCGGAUCAGGUCUCGAUGUCCAGGAUCGCGUACUUCAAGAGAAAGUUUGUGGACGACGAUGAAGAGCUUCCUCUCAGCUUCAGGACCUACUGUCAGACCGUUGCUCCGGUUCUGGAGGAGCGAGCUCACGUUCUGCGCCUCUCUCUGGAGAAGAUGCGGUUCAUCGACGACCCAGAAGCUUUCCUCCGACGCUCCGUCCUCGUCAAUAACCUCCUGCGGCGUCUGCGGACGGAGAUCUUGCUCCAGAGUUCAGAUUGGUGCUUCCCGCCCAACUCGGCGUUCGCUGGCGGCCCCUGCAUCCUGCCUCCCCCGGCGGGCCCCGCCCACCAGGCUCUCCACAGAACCAUACCCACCCGAAUCUGCUUCUCACCGGAGGCCGGACCACCUCUUCGGAAGCGUUUUCGGAUGGUGCGCGGCGGUCAGCCGGAGUGCUGCUGCGUGUUUGCUGCAGCAGCUGCCGGACAUUACCUCCACCUGCCGUUCUCUGUGUAUGACUCCGCCCUCUCUACCUGCCCUUCUGCACCCCACGCCUCCUUCCUCCAACUAACUAAUCAUAACAAAUUUGGCCUAAUGGUUGCUGGUGAGGAGGAGGAGGAGGAUACAGAGGAUGAGGAGGAAAAUGAGUUGGAGGAAGAGCGAGAGGAGGAAGACGGAGGACCAUCUAAUGGUGCCGAAGACAAAUUAAGACAGAAGAGUCGGACUAAGACAUUUGGUUGUAAACAUGAGGGGGCAGAAGAAGGACGUUCCUCAGAAGGUGUAGAAGAAGAGGAAGAAGAGCAGGAGGAGGAGGAGGAGGAGGAAGAGGAGCAGGUUGUGAGACUUUGUCCGUGGGAAUCAGAAACAAAUCUUCACAGGUUUAGUUUCUGGCAUCGUCGUUCUCAGAGGCAAUAACGUUCAUCUCUGCUCAAAUAAAAGAAACCAUGAUGUCAGCA
Molecule: messenger RNA, 1546 nt
Organism: Nothobranchius furzeri (turquoise killifish)
Lineage: Eukaryota; Metazoa; Chordata; Actinopteri; Cyprinodontiformes; Nothobranchiidae
Gene: sertad4
Product: SERTA domain containing 4
Cellular component (GO): nucleus
Source: RefSeq, a predicted model, not a curated record